Messenger RNA from Nomascus leucogenys (northern white-cheeked gibbon), 4185 nucleotides. It is a transcript of the gene CLDN12, whose product is annotated as claudin 12. The coding region runs from base 911 to 1645 and encodes 244 amino acids. Lineage: Eukaryota; Metazoa; Chordata; Mammalia; Primates; Hylobatidae. Gene Ontology annotation, cellular component: plasma membrane. The transcript has 3 exons. The record is from RefSeq and is a predicted model, not a curated record.
UUGCCGUUCAGGGCCACGGGAGAACCUGACUGCGCUCCCAGAAGCCUCCGGUGUACCUCGUCGGGAACGCACUUCCUGGGACGCUGAGAGGGAGACGCUCCAAGAGGCUCCUCUGUGUGGGCGAGUAAAAUGCCCUGCGUGUGAGAAGCAGGCUCAGAUUAUUGCUACUCUGUAUUCAGAUCUGCACGUGUUUCUUCUAAGCUGAAUAAAGCUGUUUUGGAACUGUCAGGUACCUCAAAGGAUGAAGAAAACGAGGCACAGGGAAGUUCUGAAUCUGGCCCAAGGUCAGUGAGCUAGUAAGUGAGGAGAUGGGGAUUAGAAUUCAAGCAGCCUUGCUAAGAGUUGACUCUCAACCAUUCCCCUGUCCUGUACUGCUUCUUUUUCUACACCUUUGCUUUUUAUGAGCCACCUUCACCCCUGCUGCAUGAGCAUUGAGGCUGAAUUUGUGGUGUUUGUAGCUAACUGAUGAUUGAUGAGUGGGCCCUUGCUAUAUGAGUGCCUGACACAUACAGAGUGCUUGAUGUAUAUGUGUUGAAAGAACGAUUAUUGACAAACAAGAAGAUUGAAGGUGUGAUUGUAAGAGACUUUAACAUUAUCUUGGUUGUUUUUUAAUUGUGAAGAAAAAUACUGAUGGCUAAAGAUUUUAGUUGCUCCAUGACCCAGUCAGUAAUAACCAAAUGUGUGUGCACCUGUGCUCUGAGGUCACACACACCUGCAUGUAUAUACAUUUGUACUGUACAGAGAGGAAACAACGGAGAUACUUUCCCUCUUUGCAUUGACAUUUCAUCAUUAAAUGUGUUGCCAGUUGGCACCACCCUUCCUGCUCUGUUCUGCUAUUGUCCCCUCACGAUUUGUCCUCUUGUGUGUCACCCCCUAGUCUGACUGACAGCACUCCACAAGCUUGCCUGCCAUGGGCUGUCGGGAUGUCCACGCAGCCACAGUCCUUUCCUUCCUGUGUGGAAUCGCCUCAGUAGCAGGCCUCUUUGCAGGGACUUUGCUUCCCAACUGGAGAAAAUUACGAUUGAUCACAUUCAACAGAAACGAGAAGAACCUGACUGUUUACACAGGCCUGUGGGUGAAAUGUGCCCGGUAUGAUGGGAGCAGUGACUGCCUGAUGUACGACACUACUUGGUACUCAUCAGUUGACCAGCUGGACCUGCGUGUCCUCCAGUUUGCCCUACCCCUCAGCAUGCUGAUCGCCAUGGGUGCCCUGCUGCUCUGCCUGAUUGGAAUGUGCAACACUGCCUUCAGGUCCUCGGUGCCCAACAUCAAACUGGCCAAGUGUCUGGUCAAUAGUGCAGGUUGCCACCUGGUGGCUGGGCUGCUAUUUUUCCUGGCAGGUACUGUGAGCCUCUCCCCGUCUAUCUGGGUCAUCUUUUAUAACAUCCAUCUGAACAAGAAGUUUGAGCCAGUCUUUUCAUUUGACUAUGCAGUGUAUGUCACUAUUGCUAGUGCUGGGGGCCUGUUUAUGACUUCCCUUAUACUGUUUAUUUGGUAUUGUACAUGCAAAUCUUUGCCUUCUCCUUUCUGGCAACCAUUGUACUCCCAUCCACCCAGUAUGCAUACUUACUCACAGCCCUAUUCAGCACGCUCUCGCCUCUCUGCGAUUGAAAUUGACAUUCCAGUAGUUUCACACACCACUUAAUGGGGAAACAGUUAAUUGUUAAAGAAAACUUCUUGUAGCCUCACAUUCCCCUUGUGCAAAGAGCUCUUUUGGACCUACAAUACAUUUUCCUUUGUUUUUGACCAAUCAAUGAAGCCAAAUUUGUAUGUCCUAGUAGAACGAAGUGCUGCUAGUUUUUAUGAGAAGUACAUUAUAUUAAAUGUGAAUUUUUUUAAUUUUGCUUCUUAUACUGGAAGGAAUUUUAGCCUUCAUAUUGAUAUCUAAUUAAUUAUUUAAGUGGAAGAGGCCUGCAUCACAAUUGAGGUAAUUUAGAGCAACAUGUUAAAGAGUGAUGGUUAGCAGAAGCUGUUGUAUACAAUCUUCAUGAAUAUUUCAAUGUGUAUUUUUCUUUUUCUAUAAUACCUUUAACUGCAAAGAAAAGGCAGUUUCAAAUAUAAGAAAUUUAUUUCAGGUAAGGGUAAUAUUUUAAUAGUAGUCAAUAAUCUAGCUUAAGGCUGUAACUCUUCUCUCGGGGCUAAUUGUAUGAAUAGGUGUAUGUUGAAGAUUACUUUCUUUUGUGACUUUCUUCUACCUCAUGCCAGUGUUUAAAAGUAAAAUGUAUUUUAAAUGAUGUUAGAAUAAGACUACCAUUCUAAAUAUCACCUACUUAUGAAUAACAUGUAAUAAUUUUUAACAUUAAUGAUUCCAUAAAUUGUAUUAUUGGGGUUAGAAUGUGCUUUAUGACAGGUUAGUGUUUCCCCUGAGGCAGAAAACUCUUUUUUGGAGAUAUCAUCCAUCAAGCAGUACUCCUGCCCAUAUACAAUCUCUUAGUGGCUAAGAGAAAUAAAUAAAAGGGCCAUAAUGGUUUGUUCUCUUUCAGACAUAAUUUAGUAGGGGACAAGAAGUCUGUUCUUCAGUGACUACACUAGAGAUUUACUCUGGUGACUGCCUUUUGAGUUAUGGGUGAAGUAAGGUGUGGCUUUACCAUAACCUUGAUUCAUUCACCCUUGAUUCAUUUCUUGCCCCCGUCACUGAUUAUUUCCUUGAGCUUAUAUCUCUGCCUAACGCUUUAGUAGGUGCUAUAGAGGAUACGUGAAAAGUAUGAGAUCUGGUCCCAUCCAGUAAGACAUUUUAAUAGAGAAGAUCAAAAUGUUACCUGACAGUUGGGGAAUAAUCUGACUUCAUUGGCAGUUGGCCUUAACUUCUUAAUCAUUGAUCCAGGAAUAUUUCAACCGGAGACACAACUUUCUGGCAGACAGACAAAUUGUACAACACCAACAAUAUCCUGGACCUUGAAAUUCUGUUUACUUCAGUCCAUUGUAUCCUUAAGGCACCUGUGCUAGCCUAGAUUUUGUAAUAACACUGAUUUAUGAGAAUGGGCAAAAGUGGUAGAGAAAUUGUUCCCUCUCCGCUUCUGAAAGUAUGAUGAUGUAUUAAGGAUGGAGGAGUUAUUAAAAAUGUCUCUUCUGAUGAGGUAACAGUUAGAUGAAACCAUGUUAAAACUGAGAUGAACACUUAGAAAUUCAGGGAUAUUGGGUCUUUAGCCUUAUGAAUUUGAGCUGCUUAUUUAAUUGGUGUAAUUUGCUACAUAUUAGUACUAUAUUCGUAAGGAUUUUUUAUUAACCAUUACAGAUUUUACAAACAGCUAGUUAUACGGUAAACAGAUUAUUAUGCCUUUUUGCAAUUCUGAAUAUGAUUCUAGUAUUUGUGUAGAUGUAUUUGUUACUUUUUCCCCUAAUUCCAACACUAGUUUAUAUAUAUAGCAAAUAAAUCUAGUUGUAUAAAUUUUUAAAUGCCGUCAGUAGAAAGCACACAAGGUUAUGAUUUUUUUAAUUAUUGGCUUCUGAUUUGUUUCACUUCUGAUCCUUUUCCCUUUUCUCAGAUGUAGCUGAGUCUUGAUCAUUUUAAGACAAUGACGGGUAGAAUUUUGAGAUUAAUAUUAAUUUUCCCUUUUUGUUAAUUUCAGUCCCCUCUCACUAUGCUUUUGUUCAGAAGGAUCAAGAAUUCUACCAUCUCUUGGGUCUUUGUGUAUAAGCAAUGUUAAAUAAAGGUAGACUCAGUCUUUAAGAUAUUAGACAGCUUUUUUAGUCCAUGGGAUUGUAAAUAUAAACAUUAACUUUCCUAUAAGAAUCUUUUGGCUUUGUAAUCUAUAGCCUCAAAUUGGUAUUUAUUAUGGAUUCACUAGACAAACAGCUGUUUCCUUAUUGUCUUUUUUCUUUAGUGUUUCUGAUUUGCUAUCAGUAGCUAUUUUUAAGGCCAUCAAAGGAAAAUAAUUAUUUACAGUUUUUGAAGUCACUUUUGAGCCCUCAUCAAGCUCUCAUUGUGAUGGGAGGGAUACCUUUUUGUUGUUAAAAGCCUAUUAUUGUUAAAGGCCUUUUAUGGAAACCAACUUGGAAAACAACCUUAAAUGUGGAUGUAUCAGAUUUGGUUUAUCCAGCCAUGGAAGAGAAAACAAACCUAAGUUUAUUUUACUUGUACAUAUACACUACAAUGAAUAGUAUAUUUGCUGUAAACUACAAUGUAAAACCUCAAUAAAAGUGCGCUGUACUUCUUAAUGUUUAUUAAAAGAUGUAUUUUUACAA